AUCGUCUGCUAGACUAGUUUUUUUCUUGUCAGGUGGCGACCUGCGAACCUUGAAUUGUUAUCUUUAGCAGAUAUAAUUAAUUUUUCUAAUAAUGAAUGGAUUGAAAAUACUCGCUCCAAUUCUAGUUACUGAGGCAACUCGAAAACAAACUGCUUCUUUAAUAUUUUUACACGGAUCUGGUGACAGCGGCCAAGGCGCAAAAGAUUGGAUAAGAAAGGUCUUUGGCAGCAAAUUUGUGUUCCCCAAUAUUAAAAUAUUAUAUCCUUCGGCGCCAUGUCAACCAUAUUCUCCAGUUCAGGGAAAACCAUGGAAUGUUUGGUUCGAUAGAGACAAGAUAUCCCUCUACGCAGAUGAAAACGUGCCGUCUUUAGAUACUGCUUGCAAACACCUGGACGACAUAGUUAACAACGAAAUAGAAAAUGGCAUACCAACAGAUAGAAUUUUAAUUGGAGGUUUUUCCAUGGGCGGAGCUUUAUCUCUUUAUUAUACAUUGAAACAUAGAAGAGAAUUUAAAGCCUCUUUAGAUGGUGCAGACGAAUCUUCACUACCUGCAGUUUAUCAAGCUCAUGGAACUAAAGACUUUGUAGUUCCCUUUGAAUGGGGAGAGUUAACAAAUCAAAAAUUAACUUCCAAAAAUGUACAAUCUCAAUUUCAUAGACAUAAUUGUUUUCAUGAAAUUACCAAUACUGAAAUGAAGAAUUUACAUGAAUGGAUUCAAAAUAUUUAUCCAAGUUAA
Dimorphilus gyrociliatus is the source of this 736-nucleotide messenger RNA. The record is from the annotation of a GenBank genome assembly. NCBI's taxonomy places the organism in Eukaryota, Metazoa, Annelida, Polychaeta, Dinophilidae.